GUCGAAUUCAUGGUCCAUGCACACAGGACAGUCGAGUGUACCACGACACUCUUAGCCAUCCUCAGUUUAUUAACAUACUGUUGGACUGAGUGACGUCAUCGCCGGGCUGAACUCCAAUUGGCUUGCCUGAGAGGUAAUCGAAGCGCGUCCUGCGCUUCGCUGUUGUUCCGCGUUCGCCUCUCGGACGACGAGUCGCAACUUUGACGGAAUUCCCUGCUUGACGAAAAUCGAGAAACAACUUGAUGAUCAGAAUGAAUUUACUUGCAUUCUUUGUUUUGGCGGUGCAAAUAUACAGCGUGACGCCUGUCAUUCACACGCUCAAUUGUUUCGAGACGGCCUCUCAAGUUGCAAAGCUACCAGAGUACUGGGAGGCCGCGUAUGUUGACGGCGUUCAGAUUCUGCACUUUGACAGCAACCACAGGAAAGCAAAAGCCAAACAAGACUGGGUGGACAAAAUCACACAAGAUGAUCCGCACUACUGGGAGAGAGAGACGGCGGGCAGUAUUCAGACUGAGCAGGUCUUCAAAGUCGACUUUGAAAUCCUUAAUAAGCGCUUCAACCAAACUGGAGGUGUUCACAUGCUUCAGGUGAUAGAAGGCUGUGAAUGGAAUGAUGAGACUGGGGAGGUUGAUGGUUGGCAGCACUACAGUUACGAUGGAGAAGACUUCAUAUCAUUUGAGCUGAAGACGAUGAGCUGGAUCGCAGCACAUCCGCAAGCUUUCAUCACCAAACUCAAGUGGGACCAAGACGGCGGAUAUUAUCAAUACAAUAAGAAUUACUUCACUGAGGUGUGUCCUUUACGGUUGAAGAAGCACGUGAGCAACGGGAGGGAGUUCCUGACCAGAACCGAGCUUCCCACGGUGUCUCUCCUGCAGAAGACGCCUUCCUCUCCAAUCACCUGCCACGCCACGGGUUUCUACCCCAGGACGUCGGACCUCUUUUGGAGGAAGGACGGCGAGCAGAUCCACGAGGACGUGGAGAUGGGAGAGACCCUCCCCAACCACGACGGAACCUUCCAGACCACGGCCGACCUGAAGGUGGAGCUAACGCCCGCCGUGGAGGGCCGCUACGAAUGCGUGUUCAAACUGGAUGGCGUCCGGGAGGAGAUGGUCACCAAGCUGCACGCCAAAAGCAUCCUGAGCAACGUGCGCAUCCAGGAAGAGGAAGACAGGAAGAAGGCGGUGGCCAUCGCUGUCCCGCUGGUGGUCCUGGCUCUGGUGGCGAUGGCGGUGGCGGCGGGGGUGUUCCUGGCCAAGCGUCCCAAAAGCCAACAAGCCAAUUACGCUCCAGCUUCCAGCACCUAAUCUUCUGAGCAGGAUUGAAUGAACCCCAUUAAGGUUGAAGGGAUGUCUUCUUUUUUUGGGUGCUACGCUUGAUUGAAUCAUCGCAUUCCAACUGUAUAAAAUACUUGGAAAUGUUUCUUAUUUCAAAUUGAAGUGCAACAGUUUUACAAGUGCAGUGAAUUCUAAUUGUAUUUACUUCACUAGUUUUUCCAAAUACCGCUAGAGGGAGCCAACAUGCCACAAGUAAUAUCCGCAUCACACGUUGCUUUUUUUAAGUGCUUUUUUGUUAAGCAAGCUACUGAUCAAUUUGAUAAAAGUUUGAGUCUCAUUAUAAGAAUGUUUGAAAUGAGGUUUCUGGUCACUGUAUUUUCACUUGUGGAUAUAUAAUUUAGCAAGGAUAAGCAAGAAAUUUGUGAUAAAGA
Molecule: messenger RNA, 1705 nt
Organism: Syngnathus typhle (broad-nosed pipefish)
Lineage: Eukaryota; Metazoa; Chordata; Actinopteri; Syngnathiformes; Syngnathidae
Product: BOLA class I histocompatibility antigen, alpha chain BL3-6-like
Exons: 7
Coding region: 243-1304 (353 amino acids)
Biological process (GO): immune response
Cellular component (GO): external side of plasma membrane
Source: RefSeq, a predicted model, not a curated record